Molecule: messenger RNA, 670 nt
Organism: Egretta garzetta (little egret)
Lineage: Eukaryota; Metazoa; Chordata; Aves; Pelecaniformes; Ardeidae
Gene: SLC61A1
Product: major facilitator superfamily domain containing 5
Exons: 2
Biological process (GO): molybdate ion transport
Cellular component (GO): membrane
Molecular function (GO): molybdate ion transmembrane transporter activity
Source: RefSeq, a predicted model, not a curated record
AUGGCGGCGCCGGCAGCGGCGGGGGGCAGGCGGAAGCGGAACUGCGGCUUCGCCUCCACCGUCCUUUUCGGGUUGGUUUCCUCUUCUUUAGUUGAUCGUUUGGGCCGGAAAAAAUCCUGCGUUCUUUUUUCCUUGACCUAUUCCGUUUGUUGUUUGGUCAAACUCUCCCGGGAUUAUCUGGUGCUGGCGGCGGGGAGGGUUUUAGGGGGUUUGUCCACGGCAUUGCUCUUCUCUGCCUUCGAGGCGUGGUACGUCCACGAGCACGUGGAGCGCUACGAUUUUCCGACCGAGUGGAUCGCCGUCACCUUCUCCCGAGCGGCUUUUUGGAACAACGUCAUCGCCGUGGGGGCUGGGGGCACGGCCGAUUUCUUCGCAGAGUGGUUGGGGUUGGGCCCGGUGGCCCCGUUCAUGGUCUCCAUCCCCCUCCUGGUGCUGUCGGGGGUUUUCGCCGUGAAAAAUUGGGAUGAAAACUAUGGGAAGAAACGAGCUUUCUCCAAAACCUGCGGCGACGGUUUGAAGUGCCUCCUCUCCGACCGGCGCGUCCUUCUCCUGGGCACCAUCCAGGCUUUGUUUGAAAGCGUCAUCUACAUCUUCAUCUUCCUCUGGACGCCCGUCCUGGAUCCCCACGGCGCUCCCUUGGGCAUCGUCUUCUCCGGCUUCAUGGCCGCCC